Molecule: messenger RNA, 1620 nt
Organism: Fusarium musae
Lineage: Eukaryota; Fungi; Ascomycota; Sordariomycetes; Hypocreales; Nectriaceae
Exons: 1
Coding region: 1-1620 (539 amino acids)
Source: RefSeq, a predicted model, not a curated record
AUGCCUUCUUGGACUUCCAAUAACGACGAUAAGAUGAGCAGCUGGCGGGACCAGCUCUCGCCCCGAAACCUGAGUUUCCGGGGAUUUAGAAGAGCUUCAGAGUCUGUCGCGAAAACAACCUCUUCAACCAGUAAAGAUUUCACCAUGUUGCACUAUCCAGACCGACCUACGAGGAGGAUCACUGAGGCCGAUAUUCCCAGUGACGAAGAGUGUAAAAAGUCCCUUAUUAAUAUGAGAAAGGCUUCUUUCGUGGAGCAAAUACAUCGACGGCAUGAGGUUCAGCAUCACAAACAAUUGUCUCCUGUGCGAGAACCGGCGCAAGAAGAGCUCUCACCAUUGAGACCGCCUCAACAUGAGUUAUCUCGAAUAGUACAGCCACAACCGCAACCACCGACAGAACAACCUCGCACAAUUCAACCACAGAUUGAGCAGCCUCGAGUGAUACAGGCACCUUCAGAGCAACCACGACUAGAGCAUCCUCAAGCACAGCAACCGUCGCGAUUAACUUUUGGACCGUUUAAUGGACAAUUCCGAUCUGCCUUCGGGCCACUUACACCCGCUGAAGAGGAGCCAUGCCCGCUAGAAAAGGUCGACACAGUUGAGUCUACAGCAACAGCAAAACCACAAAACUCACCCCAGGUUCCCCAAGCUUCUGUGGCCAUUCGAAAAAGUCUCUUGGUUGUUGAUGAUUUAAAUAUUGCAAGAGAGCCCUCGCCUUCUGCAGUCAUCAGCGAAGCCAAGACCAUCAAACUCGAACGAGUAGACAACCACGUUACGCCUGGCGUCUCACCAAUCCCAUCACCGCGACUAAGCGAUGCUUCAGCUUCAGGAUGGUCCAGGCGAAAACAAUCAGUUCAAAUGGUCGCUAUUUGCAGAUCAUCACAAGAUUCUCAGAAGCGCAAGCAGUCUGUUCACACAGUCGUUGUGCGACGGCCUUCCAAGCCAACGGCAGAUGCCCUCAACUCCCAUCCCGUUCACGCAUCUUCUACACAAGUCCAUGUUCGACAAGACAGCGUUUCGGACCCAAUGUGUCGCGUAUGUCACAAUGGAAUCGCUGAGACGUCUGGGACUUGUUCAAGCUGUGAGAAUGACUCCAUCACAGCCACGCCGGUCGAGAUCAGUCCCAACUUCUCUCGACUUCAUCACAAACCAACUGUCAAGAAGUACAACCGUCCUCCCCCUCUGAUUCCUCAGUCUCUCGACGGUAUCGCCAGGCUUCAUCGCCCCUCCCCUUCUCUCACCUCGGAUCCCGAAGCGAAUUCACUGUCACCGCCAGCUUCGCCAACAUCGCAUUGCAGCAGUCCAGCUGAGACCGUCAAGACAGUAGCCACGGGCCCUUCAGUCCCUCCAACCCCAAUGUCGGCCCUCUUAACACCUGAAGUGUUCAAGCGCUUCCAGGAAGAGGUUGAAUCAAGGCCCAAGGCCGAUGAUAGUCCCUCAUUCGAUGAUCCAUGGAUGAUCAAGUCCAAGACUCCCGAGGCUGCUGACGUUUACGAAGAUGACUGGGCGGAUUAUUACUUUGAUGAGCAGAACUUCAGUGACGACAAAGUCAUUAAUGGGCCAGCGCCAGGUGCGAACUUUGUCCCGAGUCCUGUCAAUCCAGGUCCUGGGUGGAUAUAA